This is a messenger RNA of Indicator indicator, 2881 nucleotides long. RefSeq names its product tubulin polyglutamylase complex subunit 2 (gene TPGS2). Gene Ontology annotation, biological process: protein polyglutamylation. The transcript is spliced from 7 exons. NCBI's taxonomy places the organism in Eukaryota, Metazoa, Chordata, Aves, Piciformes, Indicatoridae. The record is from RefSeq and is a predicted model, not a curated record. Bases 14 to 907 code for a protein of 297 amino acids.
GGGCCUGCGGAGAAUGGAGGAGAAGCCCUCCACCAGUAUCAAGCCCUACCAGGACAAGCUGACUCUGGGUGUUACACGGAUCCUGGAGACUUCUCCAGGAGUUGCUGAGGUGACAUUUGUGGAAAAAGAGCCAGCUGAACGCCAUACAAUCAUUUCAUGGGAGCAAAAAAACUCCUGUAUAUUGCCAGAAGAUUUAAAGAACUUCUAUCUAAUGACCAAUGGCUUCCAGAUGAGCUGGAGUGUGAAGACUAAUGAUAACCCCAUGCCACUGGGCUCCAUGGUGAUUAAUAGUAUUGCAAACCUGUGUCGACUUGGGGGUUCCUCUAUGUACACUCUGCCUAAUGCACCAACUCUCGCUGACCUGGAAGAUGACACAGAUGAGGAAGGUAAGGCCCUGUUAGCAGGUAAUGAAGACAAACCAGGGAAGCCACACUUUGAUUCUCGUAGUCUUAUCUUUGAAUUAGACCCAUGCAAUGGGAAUGGGAAAGUUUGUCUUGUUUAUAAGCAAGCUAAACCAGUUGUCUCCCCAGACACAGAGAUAUGGUUCCUGGACAGAGCUCUGUAUUGGCAUUUCCUCACCAAAACCUUCACAGCCUACUACCGCUUGCUGAUUACCCACCUGGGCCUCCCACAGUGGCAGUAUGCCUUCACCAGCUAUGGGGUCAGCCCACAAGCCAAGCAAUGGUUUAACAUGUAUAAACCCAUAACCAUCAACACUGCUCUCCUCUCUGAAGAAGCUGAUUGCUUUGUGAACAAACUGGACCCCAAUAAGGUAUUUAAAAGCAAGAACAAAACUCCGGUGAUCAAAAAGAAAUCACCUUCCCAGCCGGCAGGCUCCCAGAAGAGUCACACUAGCAUGACCUCCUCCAAGACAUCCUCACUAGCUGGGAAUUCUUCAAGGAAGUGAGACCCCCGGAACUGACUCCAGACAGCAUUUGAAAUAAGCUUUUAUGUUCUCUGAUGUAGAGUCCCAGUGGUUCAGACCAGGUUCCUUGAGCUUGAAUAGAUGUGCCCAUGGAAAACACAUUGCAGCGUUUGCAUGAAAUACAACCUUAAUCUGCUUCAACACAGGAGCAAUGUAGAAACUGGAGACUGAGGAGAAAACCUGAGACACUGAUUUUAAAGUCCCUUCGGCUACUUGCAGAUGUACUUUCCUUAGGACAUGAAGAAGCUCUUGAUGUCACUGCUCUAUAGGGAAGCUUUUGUUCCUAUGCAGUGAGAAGAAAGCAAAUGUAAGUCAGUUUAACAGACCAUGUGGAAAUAUGAAUAGGAAGAUAUGUCCCUCUCUGGAGAUACUCAAAACCCACCUGGCUGCAUUCCUGCAUGAUCUGGUAUAGGUGAUCCUGCCCUGGCAGGGGUGUUGAACUAGAUGUUCUUUUGAGGUCUCUUCCAGCCCCUAAUAUUCCAUGAUUCUGAGAUUCCGUGAUAUUUCUGUUAUCUCCUUUGAAAGAAACCUGCACUGCAUGCUAUGGCAGCAGGCUGAAACUCACUGAACAAAGAAAUAUCUUCUGCUUCACAAAGAAUCAAACUGUUCACUUCCUUGUACUCCUUCCAACUUUGGCUCUAAGAUUCAUGGUAGAGAGGGAUCUGGGGCCUCCACGUCUGUGCACCGGCUUAGUCACGUGCUGUACAGCCCAGACCAGUUCUUGACCUUUGUGAUGUAUCUUUUCAGAUAGCAACCUUUGUCUUUUCCAAUAACCCUGAAGGAAGCAAGGAGCUGCAAGAUUCCUCAUUGUCUCUGCUUUCUCCUCUUGUGGGAACUGCUGAGCCAGGGCAGGUCAGUCAUUGGUGUUAAGUGUCUGUAAGCCAGGAGGACCCCUUGGUUUGUCACAGAUUCAUUUGAGAAGUUGACUGUUCAAAUAGCUUUUGUCAGGUUUCAUUUAGGAGGGAUCUGGCUGAGGAUCACCAAGAUUCUACAUCCUUGGAAGCCCCUGAUACUGUUUUCUGUACUAUAAAUUUUGGGGUUAGAACUGCACUUUAACCCAUUCACUGCUGGUUUUCGGUUACAUCCAACCAUUGCCACUGUCUUCCUAGAUAUGCUGAAAACACAUGUUAGCAACCCACACAUUUUGUGCCUAAGCUGGAAAAUCAGAGUCACUAACUUCAAAUAAGCAUUGAUUAUUUAAACAGCAUCACGUUUUAUUUGUUAAACACUCACAUAGUUACAGAAGAUGAACCUACCUCACAAGGAUGUUGUGAGGCUUUCAUGAGUAUUUGUAUGGCUUUCAAGAAGACAAAGCCACCCUGUAAGUGCUUAGUAGUAUUUUAAUAAAGAUUUCAAUAUUUUCCUCCAAAGUGAUUGCAUAUUUGAAGAUACUUUUGGGAGCACGUGCACAAGAAUGUCUGGCAUGAGAAGUCUGCAGGCUGCAUUCAUUGUUUUUUUUAGUGCAGUACAAAAUCUCUCACUGAGGACAGAUGGGUUACAGUGCCUUUUAGCUAAUCCCAUCUUGAGCUAAACUGAAUUUUACAGUUUAUUUCAGAUAGUCCAAAAGUCUCAACUGUGUGGCAGCUUCUGUCCAGUGUUCACCAUUCAGAAUCUAAGCAGCCAUUGGCUCUGCCAUGCUUUACUGGCUCCCAGUACUGCCCAGGGCCCACCCUCAAGUGCAACUGCUGCUUUCCCUGGCAGCUGCCCUCUGCCACCCCCAAAUGAGAGAAGAUCCUCUAAUGUUCUUCAGCCCUCUUAAGUGCUGCAUCUCUGCCAGGGGAUGAUCUGCUGUAGCAGCCCUAAUGAAAGGUCAGCUCUAAUGGUGAAGCAGAGAUAUCAGUGCCUACCACACCACCCCCCCCCACCUCAUGCUUCAGUAAUACAUCCUUUUAAUAGUGAGAUGUGAAUGAUCAUUAACGCCAGUACAUGCCAUUUUCUGGAGUUCCGUGCAAUAAA